UGCUGAUGCAGCCCUCAAUGAAAUUGUAGGCUUGUCACAGGGUUCCUCCCAGACAAAGAGCUUUGCAGAAGUUAGGCAAGGUUUCAUUUUGCUAGCAUGUCGCACAAGAGCAUUCUCAGACUGUGGUUCUCAAUCCUUCUCUUAGGAGCUGAAGCUUCCGGAGCAGAAGAACUGAACAGGGUUCUGGGGGAAACUGUCACAUUCCAAGUGAAGAUCACUGGACCCUAUAAAUCAAUAUCCUGGAAUAAAAUUUCCGGCAUCGGAUCUGGAAAUAUUGCUGUGGUGACCUUUAGGGAGCCAUGUGCCCUUCUGGUCCUCCUACCAGCUUUUGAAAACAGAGUGACUGUUUCCAAGGACUGCAGAGGAUUACUUCUCAGUCAUGUGAAGAAAGAGGAUGCAGGACAAUACACUACACAAAUUGUUUUACAAACUGGAGAGGCAGUGAAAGAAUUCUUUGAGCUACGGGUUUUUAGAGAGUUGCUGGACUCUCAGCUGAAAGUGACUUGCACUUCUGAUGGGGCUGGAAAUGGAACUUGGCAGCUGAAUUGCUCUACCAAGACCUGGGAAGACAGGGUGAAUAUCAGCUGGACUUCAGUCGCUAAGAGCACGGAUCCCAGCCCUGGGAGUUCUGUGAUCCAGUUUGUUUCCCAAGAUCUCAAUGCAACAUGCACAGCAGAAAACCCUGUUAGCAGUGCAUCCAGGAUGGUCUCCUUAAAACAAGUUUGUGCGGAGAGGAGACCUGAGACGGAGGCCCCCCAAGAGAACGAAAAUGGGCCGCGUGCAAGCAGUGCAUUGAUCGUAGGCGUGAUUGUACCUUUCCUCAUUCUGCUAGUUGUUGCCGUUUGUGUGUGGAGGAAGAAAGCUACCGAGAGGAAUCAACAUUUUACAACGCACCCAGAGAUUGAAAACCCACCUAGGAGUGAUUCCACCUUAAUAGGAGACCAGCCCAAGCAAACCAAGAGAAAAACAAAUCAGCCAGCUAGAAGAACACCAAAGAACAACCAGGAGAUGCCCCACACCAUUUAUACAGCUGUGCAGCAUCCCAAGCAGAAUCCUUUACAAACAGAUGAUGAGAAGAUACAAAAGGGUCGGCGCAGCCAUCAGAACCAAGGCGAUAAAACGAUUUAUUCGGAGAUCACCAAGCCUCAGGAGAGUGAAGACUCAAACAUCAAGACCAUCUAUGAAACGGUGCAAAACCCCCGCCCGUCAAAUCUAGCCUCGUAGCCUUUGUUCAACACCCCCCCUCCAAAGCUAGCAGGGGAUGCUCCCCCCCCCAGAGCUGGGAGAGUACCUGAGUUCCUUCUUCAAAAGGCAGCCUGGAGCACCUGCAGAAGAUCCCAAUCACAAGAGAGACAAGCGGACAAGACAAGCCCGGGCUCAUUCCACAAUCGGCACCAACUUUCGGUCCUGGACCUGCACCUGCACCAGACGCUCAUCCUUCUGACUCAGGGACUGGGAUGGGACAACUCGCCACGGCCGACUUGUGCAAGACAACUCGCCACGGGGCAGUACAACAAAUACAAAAUUAAAUCAAUUUUGGUGGAACCAUGGCCAAUAAUAAUAAAAUCCAGAAGUACAAGGACUACAAUAAUUCCAAUGAAAACAUGGUCGCCAAUAAUAAAAGUAACUGAAUGAAAAGAUGAAUAUAGUCUUGAACUGUCCGGUGGCGAGUUUGUCCCACGUUGACUUGGUCGUGGCGGGUGACCACGGCGAGUUGGCCGUGGUGAGCUAUCCUAGACCCCUCAGGGAGGGGGGAGAGAAAAUAAUUUCUUUCCUUUCGUUUCUUAUUUUUAAUCGAUACACAAAUGGAACCUCAACUGUUCCGCUCUGAAGUUCUUUGACCUUUGCAGAAUUGUUUCACCAGUGUUUGAAAAAAGGAUUAAGUGGGAAAAUCUGUGUACAGCCAGUCCUCGAUCCUUCAGAUCAGGUUAUUCUAGGUUAUGAAGGUCCUCCCAGGGGUACUUAGGAUGCAGUUCCAAAGUCCCUAUGGCUGCCCCCUGCAAGGUCAUGUGACCGUAUGUCCAGUACUUAGCAACCAGCCUGCAUUUAUUGUCAUUUGCAGCUUACGAUGGUCACACGACUGGGUUUUAUGACAUCUUUGCCAAACCCCAGCAUUAACUUCCGGAUUUCAUCUGAUAGCGAACCACUGAUUCAUUUAAUGACUGCUGUGAAAAAGGUCAUAAGAUUGGGUCAGUCACAUGGGUGGCCUAUUUUAAAACUGUCACAACUGUGAUAGGCAGGCUCCAUUACAGUCAUAAGUUGAAGACUUCCUAUAAAAUGCACAGAUCUGUGAAAUAAUUUAUAGAAGCAUUAUAGGAGGGAAGCUUAACUCGGUAAACAUUUGGUAGAUGUGUAAAAAAGUGUUUUGUUUUGUUUUUUAGAAAAAUGGGAAGCCCAAUAUUUAUAUAUGGUGUGAAGUGUUUGGGUUUUUUAACAUUAAGUUAGAGGAAUAAAUGGACACCUUCAUGUAUGAUCUUA
This is a messenger RNA of Crotalus tigris (Tiger rattlesnake), 2478 nucleotides long. RefSeq names its product SLAM family member 5-like. The record is from RefSeq and is a predicted model, not a curated record. The transcript has 10 exons. Gene Ontology annotation, biological process: T cell activation. Gene Ontology annotation, cellular component: external side of plasma membrane. Bases 97 to 1224 code for a protein of 375 amino acids. NCBI's taxonomy places the organism in Eukaryota, Metazoa, Chordata, Lepidosauria, Squamata, Viperidae.